Molecule: messenger RNA, 2321 nt
Organism: Hermetia illucens (black soldier fly)
Lineage: Eukaryota; Metazoa; Arthropoda; Insecta; Diptera; Stratiomyidae
Gene: uri
Product: unconventional prefoldin RPB5 interactor-like protein
Exons: 7
Coding region: 316-2235 (639 amino acids)
Biological process (GO): negative regulation of transcription by RNA polymerase II; negative regulation of phosphatase activity
Molecular function (GO): phosphatase inhibitor activity; transcription corepressor activity; chromatin binding
Source: RefSeq, a predicted model, not a curated record
GAACGUUGUUCCGUUUGCUUUGCAACGUUUAACUGUCAAAACGGGAUUUUGUUGAGGUAAUUAUUUAGGGAUCUCGGCAAUGCACAUAGUCUUCAAAAUUAUGUAGCUUUCUCACCGCGCAUAUAAGUUGGAGCACCGCGGUCGCGAGCAAGAGCAUUGCGAAUUUCAACUCGAUCCAACCCAGUUCCGUUUCUGUGAUUGACAUUUGUCAGUGGAAGCGGCAUAGAAUUAACACAUGGAGUUGUCUAAGGUGGCCAGGUUUGGGGCUGAGGGUGUUUUAUUACGUGUUUUUAGGUUCAUCAUAUCCUUGGGAAAAUGGAUAAACUGGAGGAAGCCUUAAAAGAAGCGCUGUCACGUAACUCUGAUGAAACAGGUCGCUGGGACAAAUAUAGAGAGGAACAAGAAAUUUGUAUCACUAAUCUAACACAGUUUGGGGAAGACCUUUCUGUGGAUGUGAUGGUACCGAUUGGUUCCAAAGCUUUUAUGCCAGGACAAAUAUACCACACAAAUGAAAUAUUAGUUAGCCAUUUUCAAGGAUUUUUUUCGAAAUGUUCCGCCAAGCAAGCAUUGGAGAUAGCCAAUCACCGGAUUAAUAUGGCCAGGGCUCGUUUAAAUUGUUUAGAAAAGGAAGCAGAGAUGUAUCAAAAUAAACUAGAAAAGCCAUAUAUAGAUGGCGCACUUGCUGGUUGCGAAGAAAAAGAAAUCAUCGAAGAAUAUGACGAAGAGAAGGAAAAUCUCUGGAGGGUACAGCAUAGACAAAAUUUACGUAGGGAGAAACUCAAAGAAUCUAGCGAAAAGGCUCAAAGAAAAGAAGAGAAGGCACAUGAAGAUGUUCUAAAACUACUUGAUGAGUUGGAGAUGAUAGAGGAAUUAGAAGAAGAACUGAAGAAAUUACAAAUAGAGGAUGAUGACACACUAAAAAAAAUGUUGUCUGGGAAAAUUCAAUUGCCAAGUGAAAGAAAGCGAAUAUCGCAUUAUGAAGCAAAUGACAACAUUGUUGUGGGCGAUUUGGCUGGGAAUACCAAAGUGCAAAAUGAUAAAUCCGACGAAAUCGCGCAUGAGGUAUACAACGAAGGGUUUGAUUUUACGAACAAUAACACCGUGCCGAACGAUGCCGAUUAUGCAUCUGAUGAAGGAUCAGAAGCUUCUUCAGUAGAGGAUAUGCCACGAUACAUUUUAGAAAUCGAAAUGGAAGCGAAAAGUUUAUCUGUUCCUCAAAAAAUUAAGUUUUUCAAAAGUAAACUUCAAGAACUAGAGUCUGAAUUACAUUCAAUCAAAGUUAAAUCACCAAGUGAUAUUGAUGAAAAAAUAGAUAAAAUGGAGUUGAAGGAUUAUUUAAUCGAUUAUAUAGAAUUACUGAGAGAUAAUCUAAAAAAUGAAAGCUUCGUAGGAGAAAAAAUUGUGAAAACAAAUGUUGAAGAAAAGAAAAAAAGGAUUUCGUUCGCUGAUCAAGAUGAAGUGCAGUUUAUUGAUAAGAAUCGGGCGGUGAAUGUUGUGACUCGAUCAAAAGUAGAUUUAUCUGAGGGAUCAUAUAAAAGCCUGAACUUGAAACCCCUCAAAACCCUCGAUUCGUCUCGUGAGUUAACAUCAUGUGCACCAAAUAGUCAGGAAUACAAGGCUGAAAACCAAAAUCUACAGGAUUGUAAUCUUAUUGACAAAAUACUUGGAUUGACGGAAGCGCAAUCUUUCACCUUUUUCAUAGAAAAUUAUCAUUCUGAUAAUUAUUUUGUACAUGCUGAUCACGAAAUCGAUAACUACAAAAAAAGCGGAGUAAUUGGGAGCCCAGCGGACAUUUAUAAAUUAUUUCAAGAUAAUUCUACGGAUGUAGAAUGUGACGAAAGUGUCGUAAACAAGAUAAAUGAUCUCGAUUUAGGAGCAGAUACAUUUCAAAGAAAAUUGAAUGACAUACAUCUUGCAAGCAGUAAAGAGACACAAGAGCCGGGAAGCGGAAGUUUGGGGAUUUGUUCCUCUGAUGGAUCCAUCAAAUCAAUUCUGAAGAAUAGGGAAAAGGUUCAAUUGGAGGCAAUCACUUCACUCAAUACUCAUCAACCGGAAGUUAAAAUACAUCAAAAAUCGGAAGAGUGUGUAUUUGAUAAGCAGCUAAUUGGCGAUGUUAUUGAGAAAGAAGCGGCAGAUUCUAAGGGACUCGAUCCAUUACCAGUGGAAAAGUUCAAAGAUGUAAAGGCACCAAAAAAACGAAUUAGUAGAUUUAAGCAAAUGCGUUUAAACUCCUAGAAUUCGAAAAUUUAUAUCAUGUAUUUCCAUUAUAAACAUGUAUAUAGCUGAUGAAUAAAAAAUAAGUUAAAAUCUAUUUAUUAAAA